This is a messenger RNA of Rosa chinensis, 1701 nucleotides long. Its product is annotated as nucleosome assembly protein 1;3. Lineage: Eukaryota; Viridiplantae; Streptophyta; Magnoliopsida; Rosales; Rosaceae. Gene Ontology annotation, cellular component: nucleus; chromatin. The coding region runs from base 428 to 925 and encodes 165 amino acids. The record is from RefSeq and is a predicted model, not a curated record. The transcript has 7 exons. Gene Ontology annotation, biological process: nucleosome assembly. Gene Ontology annotation, molecular function: chromatin binding; histone binding.
UUCUCUCGACUCCAUUACUCACAAUGACUGAGCCGCGCAAAAGCAAGAGAAAAUGGGAUCAGUUUGUUCAUGUUUCACACAAGGCUGUCCAGACCCAGAUGGAAAUCGACAACUUGGGUAUUGUACUGUUUUAUGUUCUGCUUCCCAAACACAUUUCUUAGUGAGCAUUCUGUUAAACUUUGUUUGUUUUUAUUUCCUCUAUCUCUACAAGGUUUGAACAUGAAGGAUACUACAGCGGAAAAGGAAGAUUUGAGAAAGAUUCAUGUGGGUUUGAUUUUUGUCGUAACUUUUUCAUGCAUCUCCUUUUGGGUAUAAAGUAGAUGAUCAAAUUCAUACUGUAGGCCAAGAUUGUGGAGCAGGAAGAGAUCUUUGUGAAGGAGAGAGCUAAAUGGGAAGCUGAAAACAGGUGUCGAUCGCUACAACAAGAAUGAGUUUUUUAUCAACAGAUGUCGUUGGGAAGCAGAAUAUAAGAAACGACACUUUCAGAGUGUAUAUGAAGAUAGAAGGAAGGAAGGCUGUUAAAGAUGUCCCUUGCUUUUGGGUUACAGCAAUGUAUGCUAACAAGAUAAUCCGUAAGGAGAUUGCAAAGCACGAUGAAGAUGCUCUCGAAUUCCUGAAGGAUAUCAAGUCAUGUAGGACGGAUGAUCUAACAGGAUUCCAGCUGGAAUUCAUGUUUGAUUCUUCCAAUCCUUAUUUCAAAAAUGAGGUCCUCACCAAAAAGUAUGAGCUGAAGGAUGGCGGAGAGUACUGUACAUUCUUGAUGGCAAUUGGGACUGAAAUCAACUGGUAUCCUGGCAAAACCUUGACAGAAAGUAUUGAGAAAAUGACCAUUGGGUCUGAGGUUGUUCAAGUAGCCCAAAACAUGUCAAAGUUUCUUCAACUUCUUUGCUGCGAAAACUCAUCGGACUUCUCUUUGUUUGGAUGAAGAUGCUGAUAAACUCAAAGGCAAUAUUAUUCCCCUGGAUUAUGCAAUCGCGUAUGUAAAUGAAUUCUUUUGGUUGGAUGUGUAAUCCCAUCGUAAAUUGAAAAAGCUCUUCAAAUGCCUUUAAGUUAUUCAUGAUGCAUUGGAGUAUGCAUCUCUUUUUAUUGUGUAGUGAAUGACAUGUUGCUGUUGUGAUCUGUAGUGUCAUACUUAGAGACGAUAUCAUUCCACACGCAAUAUCGUGGAAGAAGCUGCUAUGGAUGAAGAAGAUUAGACAAGAAAAAGUAUACAAUUUUAUCUAAUCUGUUGUCGUUCAUUGUAGUUCUCAUGUUGUUUGGAUUUAUAUCGCAGACCAUUGCUGAUAUGCUUUUUUGAUGAUUUCUCUAGGUUCUGCAGUUGUAUAGGGUUCUAGAGGAGAGAUAGAGAUAGAGUCAAGCGCUUCAUUAUUGUGAAUUCCUAUUACCUAUGUCUAUUAGUACAUUUUAGUUGAUCUCACUUAAUUUCCUAUUAAUCAAUAUCAUAUUUAGUUGUCUUCUGGAACGUAUUUAUGUUAAUGUGCGACUCAUUGAGCUGAUGCUAGAUUAACACCAGAUAUUUAUGACUUGAUCAAAGGGUUUUGGCUUAAAAGCAUUUUAUGUAACAUAACCAGAACAGCAACAUGUGCUGCUAGCUUUGUUUAUGAUCAUUGGUGUGGCUUUAUCAUCACUUUAUGUACUUUUCUGUAUUACUGAAAAUGACAAGUACAUAAGUGCUAGAAGAAUUCACAAAUGUAUCAACAA